Molecule: messenger RNA, 7211 nt
Organism: Entelurus aequoreus (snake pipefish)
Lineage: Eukaryota; Metazoa; Chordata; Actinopteri; Syngnathiformes; Syngnathidae
Gene: scarb2a
Product: scavenger receptor class B, member 2a
Exons: 14
Coding region: 497-2089 (530 amino acids)
Biological process (GO): protein targeting to lysosome; receptor-mediated endocytosis
Cellular component (GO): membrane; lysosome; cytoplasm
Molecular function (GO): scavenger receptor activity
Source: RefSeq, a predicted model, not a curated record
UAAAAGGUAAAUAUUGUCUUUUUUUUAACGAGGGGUGGACGUCACCCUUUUUUAAAGUGCUGGGAUAUGUUCACGGAGUCCAAUGCUAAUGCUAACGGGCAAACAAUUCUACUUCCGGUCCGUGCGGCCGCACAACAAAGACCUCACAGAGAAGUCGCGUAAUAAGUAAAGAGAUCCUCCAGCACGCCUGGCUCCGCCUCCACCCGGCCGGCUUCGUUCCAGCAGUGGCGGCUAACGUAGAGGCUCCUCCUCGUCUCCCACUUCAAAAAGACAUUCCCACUCCCCGCAAAACUCGCCGGUCGUCCUCGCACUCGCUGUCCGUGGAAAGAGCCACACGGAGGAGGAGAAGUUGGACCACCGUCACCACCACUACGACUCACCACCGGACCGCCAUCCCCGCCCUUCCUCUCCUCUCUUCCCAGGCUACAACCCACAUUUUGGGUUCAAUUUUUCAUCCCCCCUUCUGGACAAAAAGGACCGUCAUCCACGCCGCAUCAUGACCCGCAGGUCGUGUGCCAUUUACGCCACCGGCAUCGUGUGCGCCCACCUCCUCAUCGUGGGGAUCGCCCUGGUGGUGGCUCAAGUCUUCCAAACCACCAUUCACAACCGCUUGAAAAAGGAAAUCACUCUGACCGAGAAAAGCCAAAUGUUUGAGUCGUGGAAGAAUCCUCCUCCACCUGUUUACAUGGAGUACUACUUUUUCAACGUGACCAACCCUCAAGUGUUCUUAGCGGGCGGCAAGGCGGCCCUCCAGCAGAUCGGACCCUACACCUACAGAGAGUACAGGCCGAGGGAAAACGUCACUUUCCUGGAGAACGGCACCAAAGUUUACGCCCUGAACCCCAAAACGUUUGUCUUCGUGCCAGAGAAGUCAGUCGGCAACCCAGAGGUGGACAUCCUCAGGACCAUCAACAUCCCGUUAGUGGUCGUCAUGAACGAGCUGAGCUCCUACUCAUUUUUCCUGCGCACCUUCAUCUCCAUGUACAUCAAAGGUCUGGGCGCCGAGCUGUUUACCACGCGCACCGUGCACGAGUACCUGUGGGGCUUCAAGGACCCCAUCCUCACCAAGAUCCACUCCCUCCGACCGGAGGUGGACGAAUACUUCGGGCUGAUGUGGAAGAAAAACGGAACCCAUGAAGGGGAGUUUGUGUUCAACACCGGCGAGCAGGACUACUUGGAAUACGGCAAGAUCGACACGUGGAACGGCCUCCGGGAGAUGACGUUUUGGUCCUCCAAUCAGAGCAACAUGAUCAACGGCACGGACGGCGCCGUCUUCCACCCCCUCAUAAACAGGAACGAGCUUCUGUACAUCUUUGCCGCCGAUCUCUGCAGGUCCAUCCAUUUGGCGUACGUGAAAGACGUGGAGGUGAAGGGCAUCCAGGCGUACCGCUUCGCGCCCCCUGAGGACGUGCUCAUGAGCCCUGACAACAACCCUGCCAACGAGGGCUUUUGCGUGCCAGCCGGAGAAUGUCUCGGCACCGGCGUGCUGAAAGUCAGCGUUUGUCGGCAAGGCGCUCCCAUCGUGGUGUCUUUCCCGCACUUCUACCAGGCCGACCCCAAGUACAUCAACGCCGUCGAAGGGCUCAGUCCCAACAAGGAGGAACACGAGACUUACCUGGAUCUGCAACCGACCACCGGUGUUCCCAUUCGCGCUUGCAAGCGAGCUCAGCUCAAUGUCAUCGUGAAAAGAGUGACGGGAUUCCCUGAAACCAAGAUGAUCAAUGAGACCAUUUUCCCCAUCAUGUACGUGAACGAGACGGCGACGGUGGACGACGACUCAGCGGCUCAGAUGAGAACGCUGCUCUUAAUCGUCACCCUGGUGUCCAACUUCCCCUUGCUCAUCGUAGGCUUGGGCAUCAUCCUGCUGCUCGUGCUGGUCGUCUUAUUCUGCCGAAACCGCCAGAAGAAGAACGAAGUAAAACGUAUUGAUUUUACUGAGGCUUUUCAUUCUUUUGCUACGGCCAAAGACGAGACGGCUUACACGCAAGUCAGCGACAAGACGGACGAGUCGCCGGACGCGCCGGCCAGCCAGCCUAUAAGGAACGGCUCGUACAUCGCCAUGUCUCCAGUGGAGGCCCAGAAGUGUUGAUACAGGAUGCUUGCCAACAACCACCCCACGCCCCAAACCCCUCACCCCAAGCCUGGCACAUGGGAAGGGGGCUCGAGGGAUCAGUGCACAGCAGGGGGGGGUCAACAAAAGACAGCGCUCCUCUCCCUGAGCCCUCCUAGGACGGUUUAUUGCGUCAUCACCUCCGACUUGACUCGCCUUCCUCCCCCUCCUCCUCCUCCUCGUCCUCUCUUGGUUGACUCCAAAGAUGAAGGACUCGACCAGGACAAGCCUUUUUUUGUACCCCCUAAAAGGUAGCAUAGGUGUCUCCAUUCCUACACGGACGCAUUCUUUGGCCGGCAAAACUUAUUAGGAACCACUGAGCCAAACCUUGUUUCCUACACACACAAACUGUGUGUGUUUAAUCCAACACUAGACGCAUUUCAGAGUCCCCCUGGCUGUGAAAGCAGUCCCCCCCCCCCCCCCACCUGUAGCCCGAUGCACCUUUUUGUAAGCGCCACAAGAACUAAGAAGGGAGACCUGCUUCCUGCCUUACCACCAUGAUAUCUCAUGACACUAACGUCGCACGCCAACACUGUUACUCAAGCACAAGAUGGACUCCCGGCAGUCCUCCGUCGAAGCUACCAGGUCGUCUCCUUUUUUUUUUUCCUACCUUGGAUGAGUCCAAGACGCUGUGGAGCGCCACCCGGUGUUACUGUGCAGCACUUGAAUCACUCUUCGUGUCUUACACUGCACGGCGCCCCGCGUCACGCUUAAGACCGUACCGCCAAAAAAAAAAACGAAACGACAAACAUCCCCGCACUUUUUGCCUGGAAAAUGUGCCCUGUUGUAUUUUUAUUUUUUUGUCACGUCAACUUUGUGGUCCACGCGUUCAAAACAUUUCAGUGUCUUCUUUUUCAUGUUUGUUAUUGCUGCUAGUGUGGCCAUAACCUGUGGGAGUGGGGUUUGUGUGGAAGGGGUCACACCAGUCUUAAGUCCGUCAUUUCAUCGCAACGUUUUUUUUCACGACUUUUGUGUAGGCGGGCUAACACGUCAGUCUUAAGAUUUUGUGCCACGGGUCAGUUUAAACUCUUACUUCACAAAGGGCCUUUUUGUUCACUCUUUCUCACCAGUAGAGGUUCAGUUCGCACUACUCGUUCGGUAAAUUUCCAGUUUUGUUACCUUUUUCCGAUCGCACGUUUUCAUCGUUACGCAGGAGUGACGAUUCGGUCGACCAUUUCAAGUUAAACCAAGAUGGCCAGUUUGAUUAAUUCUGGCGAGACCUGACUGCUGCCAAUUCAUCUCAUCGCAAUGCGAUAUUUUUAAGAGGUGCUUUUUUUUCCGUCAAAACCAAUUCAAGAGCAUAACAUGUUGUUCCCAUUCCGAUCUGUGUCGAUCCUACAAAAUCGAGCUAAAUCCUCCGACUGGAAAGUUCUCAGCUCUUUUGACGAAUUUUCCAGUUUUGCUACCUUUUCCGAUCGCACAUUUUCAUCGUUACAGAGGAGUGACGAUUCGGUCGACCAUUUCAAGUUAAACAAACUGGUUCUGUCAAGUUAGAUCCUUUAACUCGCACCCGACAGAAACGGCAAAAUAUACGUACUCCACAGAACUGUACCGAACCACUUGUGAUCACGAGGAUUUUAAGUCUAGUUUCCACCAAGGAGCUCAAGUUAAUUCGCACAAGUUCCUCUUUGUAAUCUACAAUAUUUUUGGAUGUCUUGCAGAAAAGUUGAAAAAAUUGUCUUGCUCUGAUCGUGAAAUUUCAUCGUAACAAGUGUGUCGACCAAUGACAGUGCAAGCAUGUCUAGCUCCGCCCCAAACAACUUCGGAUCAGACCUAACAGUAACCGCAAAAUAUACGUACUGUACUGUACCGAACGUUUCCACCGAGAAGGUCGGAUCGGUUAGGUCCAAUCAGACUUUUCCACCCUCCGAACAGAAAAGUGACCAUUCUGUCAACCGAUCCGAGGACCCCAGUUAAGUCCGUCUUUGCCUCAACAGAAGGUUACUGCAAAAUGGGUAGAAAAAUAUCGGACGUUUUUUUACCAAGAUGGCCAGUUUGAUUAAUUCUGGCGAGACACGACUGCUGCAAAUUCAUCUCAUCGCAAUGCAAUAUUUUUAAGUGGUGCUUUUUUUCGUCAAAACCAAUUAAAGAGCAUAACAUGUUGUUCCCAUUCCGAUCAUUACAGAAGCAACGGUUGUGUCGAUCCUACAAAAUCGAGCUAAAUCCUCCGACUGGAAAGUUCUCAGCCUUUAUGACUGAACCCAAGCUCUUUUGAUGAAUUUUCCAGUUUUGCUACCUUUUCCGAUCGCACAUUUUCAUCGUUACAGAGGAGUGACGAUUCGGUCGACCAUUUCAAGUUAAACAAAACGGUUCUGUCAAGUUAGAUCUUUCAACUCGCACCCGACAGAAACGGCAAAAUAUACGUACUCCGAAGAACUGUACCGAACCACUUGUGUUCACGAGGAUUUUAAGUCUAGUUUCCACCAAGGAGCUCAAGUUAAUUCGCACAAGUUCCUCUUUGUAAUCUACAAUAUUUUUGGAUGUCUUGCAGAAAAGUUGAAAAAAUUGUCUUGCUCUGAUCGUGAAAUUUCAUCGUAACAAGUGUGUCGACCAAUGACAGUGCGAGCCCCAACCAACUUCGGAUCAGACCUAACAGAAACCGCAAAAUAUACAUACUGUACUGCAACGAAUGUUUCCACCAAGUAGGUCGGAUAGGUUUGUUCCGAUCAGAAUUUUUUGUCGUAAUGCAGGAGUGACGAUUCUGUCAAGUUAGAUCUUUCAACUCGCACCCGACAAACGGCAAAAUAUACAUACUCCAAAGAACUGUACCGAACCACUUGUGAUCACGAGGAUUUUAAGUCUAGUUUCCACCAAGGAGCUCAAGUUAAUUCGCACAAGUUCCUCUUUGUAAUCUACAAUAUUUUUGGAUGUCUUGCAGAAAAUUGGAAAAAACCGUCUUGCUCUGAUCGUGAAAUUUCAUCGUAACAAGUGUGUCGACCAAUGACAGUGUAAGCGUCCAACAGCAACCAACUUCGGAUCAGACCUAACAGAAACCGCAAAAUAUACAUACUGUACUGUAACGAAUGUUUCCACCAAGUAGGUCGGAUCGGUUAGUUCCGAUCAGAAUUUUUUGUCUUAAUGCAGGAGUGACGAUUCUGUCAAGUUAGAUCCUUCAAAUCGCACCCGACAGAAACGGCAAAAUAUACGUACUCCAAAGAACUGUACCGAACCACUCUGUGGACACAAGGGUUAUAAGAUUCGCACAAAUUCCUCUCUGUUUGUAAUCUACAAUAUUUUUGGAUGUCUCGCAGAAAAGUUGAAAAAAAUUGUCUCGUUCCUAUCGUGAAAUUUCAUCAUAACAAUUCUGUCGACCAAUGACUGUGCAAGUGUGUCUAGUUCCGCCCCAACCAACUUCGGAUCAGACCUAACAGAAACCGCAAAAUAUACGUACUGUACUGCAGCGAACGUUUCCACCGAGAAGGUCGGAUUGGUUAGUUCGGAUCAGACUUUUCCACCGUCCAAACAGAAAAGUGACCAUUCUGUCAACCGAUCCGAGGACCCCAGUUAGUUCGUCUUUGCCUCAACAGAAGGUUACUGCAAAAUGGGAAACUUUGAAUAGACUUGUUGCCACAAAUGGUAGAAAAAUACCGGACGUUUUUUACCAAGAUGGCCAGUUAGUUCAGAUCAGAAUUUUCCGUAGUAACGCAGGACUGAAGAUUCUGUUGACCGAUUAAAGUUAGAUCCUGCAAAUCGCACCCGGCAGAAACGGCAAAAUAUACGUACUCCACAAAACUGUACCAAACCACUUGGUGGACGCGAGGAUUUUAAGUUCUAAGAUUCGCGCAAAGUUGAAAAAAAUGGUCUUGUUCCAAUCGUGGAAUUUCAUCGUAACAAUUCUGUCGACCAAUGACGGAGCAAGUGUGUCUAGCUCCGCCCCAACCAAAACAGUACUGUAGAGUGCGAUGCUUCAGAUCGGACCUAACAGAAACCGCAAAAGACACGUACUGUACUGUACCGAACGUUUCCACCAAGUCGGUCGGAUCGGUUCGUUCCGAUCAGACUUUCCAUCGUAACACAGGAGUGACGAUUCUGUGGACCGACGAAAGAACAGAUGUCCAUCUCGCUCCGCCCCAGCCAAAGAGUAAAAGUGGGACCCUUCGGAUCAGAAGUACCGAAAGUUUCAUGUUGGAUCGGUUAGUUCCGAUCAAAAUGUUCCAUCAUGACACAGGAGAGACGGUUCUGUCGACCGCAGUUUCAGUUGAUCUCCAGCAGGAUACUUCCAAUUGGACUCUUUGCGGGAAAUGGAUUUGCAGCGGAUCGGUUAUACCUGAUCAGAUUGAACAAGCGACACAAAUUCAUCUUGCUGUCACUUUUACCGAUCUAUUUCAACCCCUUUGUUGGAUUUCUCUACCAAGACCAUCGUAACAACUCACAUAUUCCGAUCAAACAUUCCAUCCGAACACAAAAGUGACGACUCUGUCAACCGACCCGAGGACCCCAGUUAGUCCGUCUUUGCCUCACCAGAAGUUUACUGCAAAGUGGGAAACUUUGAACAGACUUCUUGCCACAAACGGUAGAAAAACAACGGACGUUUUUUUUACCAAGAUCAUCUCAUCGUAAUGCACGAUAUUUUUAAGUGGUCAAAAACAAUUAAACAGCGUAUCAUGUUCCCAUUUUGAUCGUUACAGAAGCAACGGUUCUACCAAAUCGAGCUAAAAUCCUCCGACUGGAAAGUUCUGAACCCGACCUCUUUUGGUGAACUUAUUUAUUUUAUUUUUUUUUGUGUACUUUUUUUUUGACACGAGACCUUAAUCCCGAUCACCUGUUCACACCUGAGCCAUCGCUUCUCCGUUUUGGAAGACUGAGCCCGCAUUCGCUCAUUGGCUCGUGACCAAAGAUGACCUUUAGCUUCCGUGCCACAAACCGCUCCCGCCUAGCUUUCCCUUCAAGACAAAAAAAACAAAACGUGUCACUGUUAAAGUAUUUUGCUGCGUGGACACUUUUGUGUGUGUGUGUGUGUGUGUGUGUGUACGAGAAUGUGUGUGUGUGUGUGUUAUGUGCCUUCUUGACAUCAAGGCCGAAAGAACACUGGCUAGUUUUUGCCUCUAAGUCUCAGUAUUAUGUAAAAUAAAAGCAAUACAAACUUGUAAAAAAAAAAAAA